AUGGAAGACUCAAACGAGCAAUUAAUCAAUGUUAAAUUUCGUCCUUCUACUGGUGACGGCUUUGAUUAUAGAUUUGAUCCUGGGCAGUUAACGGUUCAGCAGUUAAAAGAGAAACUUGCUUUACGUACCACUAUACCUGCUGAUAGUAUGCGAUUGGUUUACUCUGGGAGGGUUCUGAAGGAUGAAGACAUGGUAGACCUAUAUGGUGUUAAAGAAGGCCAUACAAUACACGUGGUUCGAGGAGCAGAUAAUCGUGCGGCGGAACAAGCUGCCAAUGUGCCACCAUCAUCGACUGGCCAAAGGAGCACUAAUUCUGCGACAACAAAUCCCUUUGCCAAUUUCGAUCAAGAUUUAAUGAGAAGUAUGAUGAAUUCACCAAUGAUUAGGCAUCUCCUCUCUAAUCCAGAGAUAGUGAGAUCCAUGGUGAUGCAAAAUCCUACUAUGAGACAAAUGAUAGAACGAAAUCCCGAGAUUGGUCAUAUUAUUACAAUGGACAUGGCACGUAAUCCGGAAUUAAUGAGAGAAAUGAUGCGUAAUAAUGAUCGAGCUCUCGCGAACCUUGAAACUAUACCAGGCGGCUUUAAUCAUUUACGGCGGAUGUACCAUACCUUACAGGAACCACUUGAGUCUGCCGGUAGACAUAAUGAUCAAUCUUCAGAAGCAGCAAACCGACGUCUAGCUGAAAUGUUAAAUGUCGAAAGUCCUCCAGAGGGACGUAUAAAUGUUACACCGUUGCCAAACCCAUGGGCGCCACGUAACAAUAAUAAUUCGUCAACAUCAGGGAAUAUAACAAGUAUAUUUGGAGGAAUACCAUCUUUUGGUAUUAUGGGUUUACAAAUGCCUUUUCCGUCGCCAUCAUCAGCUUCCAGGAUUGCAAAUUCUACACAAGGCUCUACUACUCAAUCAACAACCCAAAACUCUCAGGCGAAUGGGACUCCUAAUGCAACGUCUCUCACGAAUGCACCUGGAACCACGCAAAAUUUUUCUAAUAUUAAUUUACCUCAGAACUUAUCAAUGUCAACCGACCCCGAAUACUCUAGACGAAUCCAGCAAGUUAUGCAAAGAUUUAUGCCAUCACAAUUUGCAUCGCGUCAGCAAAUGCCCCAACCUUAUUACCCUACAUCUCUUUUCGGAUCACCUAAUCCAUUUUUCACGAAUAUGUCACAAUCACUUGGAGCAUCACAAACAACAACUACUUCUGAACCUCCCGAAACGCGUUUUAGGGCACAACUUCAAACACUUGAGGAAAUGGGUUUCAUGGAUCAAGCUGAGAAUAUAAGAGCUUUACUAGCAGCUGGUGGUGAUGUUAAUUCGGCCAUUGAAUUGCUCUUACGAAAUCUGAAUUCAGCAUAA
Funneliformis mosseae is the source of this 1353-nucleotide messenger RNA. The record is from the annotation of a GenBank genome assembly. NCBI's taxonomy places the organism in Eukaryota, Fungi, Glomeromycota, Glomeromycetes, Glomerales, Glomeraceae.